AUGGCGACCGACGAGGACGAGCGGCGCAUGUCCGUAGACGGCAUUGAAGAUGCAAAAGAUUCCAGUUCAAGCAGCGAAAACGAAGACUCUGGCGUUGAUGAAGAAGCCCCAGCAAUUGAAUGGCUGGCAACAAGCCGCGAGAAACGAUCAACGGCCGGCAACCGCAUGAAGUCCAUGAUCGCCGCCGAAGAGCCUGACGACGAGCUUGAACUCCUUUUCGCCGAGGAUGGCGAUGAUGCCGGAUUCACCGACGUGGACGACGAUGCAUCGGACGUACACAUGGAAUCAUCCUCGGAUGACGAGGAUGCGCAAGAGAAUGCCGACGAUGACGCAGGAGAGAAGGAGCUGGAGAAGCAAGCACGCGAAAGUCGGCAAGCCGCGCGGAAGCGCAAAGCGCAGGAGGUCAUACCUGUUAAGUUUCGCAAGAAGGUCAAAAUCAAUACAAACACUUCUACUUCCACUCCGUCAACAGCGACACCACAGCCGAGACCGAAAAAGAAGUCAGAGCGCACGAGCUGGCUCCCGACCCCAGCAGAUAUGCCCACACGAGCUUCAAGGCGAGAGACCACUAUGCUCAGCAAGGAACAACUACAUCAACAGAUGAUUGAUAGAGAAGUCAAGCGCCUCAAGCAGGUCGAAGCCAUGGAGCGGAGAGCCAAGAAGAUGGAGGCACUCAAGAAGCCACCCAUGACCCAGGCGCAACGACUCGCUGAGGCCGCCAUCGUGGAGAAGAGGAACGCCAAGAGCCUCAACCGAUGGGAAGAGGCCGAGAAGCAGCGCGAGGAAGAACGCCGGGCUAAGCUGGCUGCACUGAAUAAUAGGACGCUCGACGGCCCGGUAGUCACAUUCUGGAGCGGUGUUGGAGAGUGGGUCGAUGGCAAGCUGAAGCAUGUUGGCAAGUUUGUGACUAUUGAGGAGAAACCUAUCAAGAAGAAGCGUGCUUCUGCCCUCCGUGAAACUGCAGGAAAGCUGAAUACAGCAAACGCUGAAGCCCCACCACCGAACCAGCCUGAAAAGAAAGAACAACCGCUUGAUGGACCGCCUCCUGCACUAAACGAAGUGGAGAUGCAGGACUCAAACGCUCCAGAGCCCAAAGACCCUGAGGUGAGGCCCCCAGAAACGAUGACAGCUCCAAAGACGCGAUCUCCAGAGGCCAAUCCCCCUGAAAUAAAGCCAUCGGACAUGAGGCUGCCAGAAACGAGUCAAUAUGCCCCUAGCAUGUUUGCUCUACCCCAGCAGUCACAACUUAUGAAGGCUCCAGAGCUUAAGCCGCCUUCUAAUAGUUUUUUGGCCCCACCCCCUGGAGUCACACAGAGUGGACUGUCUAUGCCUAUGUUGGUUUACUCUUCAUCUACCAACAAUACUUCCGACGUCCUCGCUCCACCAAACACAUCACAGAGACAAUCUCCACUUUCUAUGCCACAGACGAAUACAGGCCCUCCUCCGGCCCCAAUACAGUCUGCGCCUCGCCAGGAUCAGACGGCGUGUACCGCUGCUCCCCCUCGAACCUCUUCUAAGCCGCUUGGAAACCUCAAAGCUACUCACACGAAUGCGCCCAAGAAGCAAGCCAAUGUAGCCGAGCCAGCCCCUCCACCUCGGCCGUCACCACCUGCCAAUGGAAAGGCAACGCGGAAUUGUUUCAUUCUCCAAAACUUUGAUGAGAAUUCCAUCAAAGAAAAAGCCGUACAGACACGUAUUCUGUUCGGCAAGAAGAUGAACAAACUAGGGAAACCAGCGCACCCCCCCAAAUGCAUCAUCACUAACAAGCCAGCCCUUUACAAGGACCCCAAAACUGGCCUGCCCUAUCGCGACAAAGACGCCUACAAAGAAAUCCAAAAGUUACAGCGUGGUGACUACAAGUGGAGUCGUCUUGUGGGCGCGUGGGUUGGCACUGGCUCUUGUGCCGCAAGGGGGGUCCCAGCUCGAUUUCUCGACCCGAAUGCUCCAGGACCGGUGAAGAAAACCGAACUUAAGGAGUCUGAUGAUUUGACGAGUACCAAACAGGAGGAACCCGGCCAGGCGAAGACUGCACCGGCCACACCAUCAACUGGAAAUGUACAAACUCAACCAGCAACUACAACGCCUGUUUUGGCUCCGCCCGUUGCGACUGUGCCUGCGGUGGCUACAACUCCUGCACCAGCUGGAACCUGCACUACAGCUUCGGCGAGCGUGGCGCCUUCAUCUGCGGCUCUCAUACCUGCAACAGCUGCGGCCGUCCUCCCGUGA
Pseudomassariella vexata is the source of this 2226-nucleotide messenger RNA. RefSeq names its product YL1 nuclear protein-domain-containing protein. Gene Ontology annotation, biological process: regulation of DNA-templated transcription; chromatin remodeling. NCBI's taxonomy places the organism in Eukaryota, Fungi, Ascomycota, Sordariomycetes, Amphisphaeriales, Pseudomassariaceae. Gene Ontology annotation, cellular component: nucleus. The record is from RefSeq and is a predicted model, not a curated record. The transcript has 3 exons. The coding region runs from base 1 to 2226 and encodes 741 amino acids. Gene Ontology annotation, molecular function: ATP-dependent H2AZ histone chaperone activity.